Sander lucioperca (pikeperch) is the source of this 6377-nucleotide messenger RNA. RefSeq names its product carboxypeptidase D, a (gene cpda). The record is from RefSeq and is a predicted model, not a curated record. The transcript is spliced from 21 exons. Gene Ontology annotation, biological process: proteolysis. Gene Ontology annotation, molecular function: metallocarboxypeptidase activity; zinc ion binding. NCBI's taxonomy places the organism in Eukaryota, Metazoa, Chordata, Actinopteri, Perciformes, Percidae. The coding region runs from base 1 to 4107 and encodes 1368 amino acids.
AUGUUGCAGAUUUGGGAGUAUCUCUCGAAGACGCCGAAACUCCGGGUUUCACUUUUCGCCGUUCUUCUCUUUCUUGUUGUCUCCCUUGGUGACGCCAGGCUGCGCACACGAAGCGUCAGCACCUCGCAGGAGGAAACGGUAGAAACUUACAACAAAUACUACAAUUAUGUUGACCUGACCGGGCGUUUAAAGUCUUUAGCUGAGAAAUACCCUCGCGUAGCUAACCUGUCGAGCAUAGGUCAGUCUGUUGAGGGCAGAGAGCUCUGGGUGAUGCGGAUCACCAAGGACCCCAACAGUGACACACCGGGGAAACCCAAAUUUAAAUACGUCGGGAACAUGCACGGCGACGAAACUGUGUCCAGGCAGGUGUUGGUGUACCUUGUUGAGUAUCUGCUGACUAAAUAUGGGGAGGAAUCGCGUAUUACUGAGCUGGUGAACACCACGGAUAUUUACAUAAUGCCCAGCAUGAACCCUGACGGCUUUGAGAAGUCCAGAGAGGGCGACUGCAGUGGCGACAAUGGGGGUCGAAAUAAUGCCAAAAAUAUGGACCUCAACAGAAGCUUUCCUGACCAGUACGAUGAGACGCGUGUCAAUCCAGCUGAUAUCCCCGAGGUCAUGGCUAUGAUCAGAUGGAUCCAGGAGAAAAAAUUCGUGCUGUCAGGGAACCUGCAUGGCGGCAGCGUGGUUGCCAGUUACCCUUUUGAUGACUCGGCCUCCCACCAGCGGCAGGGCCACUACAGCCAGUCAGAGGACGACAGCCUGUUUCGCUACUUAGCCCUGGUGUUUUCCCAGAACCACCCUGUGAUGAAGACUGGUGAGCCAAACUGUCCUGAAGCCCUGGAAGAAAUCUUUACAGAUGGCAUCACCAAUGGCGCGCAGUGGUAUGACGUGCCUGGAGGGAUGCAGGACUUCAACUACCUCUAUGGAAACUGUCUGGAAAUCACCAUGGAGCUGAGCUGCUGCAAAUAUCCUCUUGCUUCUGAACUCCAUAAGGAAUGGGAUCUGAACAGGGAAUCCCUACUAGCCUACAUAGAAAAGGUCCGUAUAGGUGUUCGUGGCUAUGUGAAAGACGCCAUCACUGGCACUCCCCUCGCCAAUGUCAGCAUUGUGGUGGCAAGCAUUCGCCACAACCUGACCACAGGAAAAUAUGGGGACUACUACCGCCUUCUACUCCCAGGAACAUACAACAUCACAGCUGUGGCCCCAGGGUACAUAGCAAUGGAAGUCCACAGUGUCCAGGUCCUGGAGGGCAAAGCCACAGAACUUAACUUUACCUUGGCGCCUGUGGUCAAUGAGGCUGCAGGUGGCAUCCCUGUGACUACAUACUCCAUGCCAUCCACCAAUGAUCCAAACCUAUCCACCACCACCAACUCUUCUGACUCCACCCAGACCCGGGUGGUUCCUUCUGAGGACAGCAAGAACAGUCCUCCUUUACUUCCACCUAAACAUCAGCCCAUCCAGCCUCAGGAAUUUCGUCACCACAACUACGCAGACAUGGAAAUGUUCUUGCUCAAGUACAGCAGCGAGUUCCCCUCAAUUGUCCAUCUUUACAAGAUUGGCCGCUCCGUGGAAGACCGUGAGCUCUAUGUGAUGGUCAUCUCAGACAACCCCACUGUCCAUGAGCAUGGUGAGCCAGAGUUUAAGUAUAUAGCCAACAUGCACGGUAAUGAAGUGGUGGGCCGAGAGUUAUUGCUCAACCUCAUCGAGUACCUGUGCCGUAACUAUGGUACUGACCCGGAGGUCACUCAGUUGGUCAACAAUACCCGCAUUCACAUCAUGCCUUCAAUGAACCCUGACGGCUAUGAGGUAGCCACUGAGGGUGAUAUAAAGGGCUACAAAGGGCGCAACAACAGCAACAAUUUUGACCUGAACCGCAACUUCCCAGACCAGUUUAUUACCAUCACAGAGCCCAGACAGCCGGAGACUAUAGCUGUGAUGAACUGGUUGAAGAGCAUUCCCUUCGUCCUGUCAGCCAACCUCCAUGGAGGCUCCUUGGUGGUUAACUACCCCUAUGAUGAUGACAAACAAGGGCUAUCCAGGUACAGCCAGUCACCUGACGACAAAGUCUUUCAGCAGGUGUCUAGAGCCUACUCACAGGAGAAUCCUUUCAUGCACAAUGGACACCCUUGUCAGGACCUGUACCAGGAUGAAUAUUUUGAGGAUGGCAUCACCAAUGGUGCCAAAUGGUACAAUGUUCCUGGUGGCAUGCAGGACUGGAACUACUUAAACACCAACUGUUUUGAGGUGACUAUUGAGCUGGGCUGUGUGAAGUAUCCCAUGGCCAAGGACCUGCCACAAUACUGGGAACAAAACCGACGAGCCUUGCUUCAGUUUAUACACCAGGUUCACAGUGGAGUAAAAGGCACAGUGUCUGACAUGAGGGAUGGCACAGGAAUUCCCAAUGCCACCAUUAGUGUGGAGGACAUAGACCACAACAUCACCACAGCUCAUACUGGAGAUUACUGGAGACUGCUAGUCCCUGGGACUUACUAUAUCACUGCUUCCGCCCAUGGUUAUACACCUAUGAGGACCUACGUCACAGUCCCAAAGGGAAGAGUAGAGGUGCUGGACUUCAGACUGACACGUGUACACUCAGACUCUAAUGGCCAGUCUCCCAAGGGCCCCCAACCCACACAGAACCCAUCUGAGAAGGAGUUCCAGAGCUUGAUCAAGGACCUCUCUCUUGGCCAGGGUUUGGAGCAGUUGGUCAAGAGCACGGCCACAGAGAACAGCUUCCGCUACAGACGCUACAAAGAGCUGUCCGGCUUUAUGAGAAGCCUCACACUUAACUUUCCCCAAAUUACAUCUUUACGCAGUUUGGGCCAAAGUGUGGAGGUUCGAACUAUUUGGGCUCUGGAAAUCUCCAACAAACCAGGAGAAGCUGAACCGUCUGAGCCCAAGAUCCGCUUUGUAGCAGGGAUCCAUGGCAAUGCCCCAGUGGGCACAGAGCUGCUGCUGGAGUUUGCUUUUUUCCUGUGUAUCAACUAUGGCAAGAACCCAGCCAUCACCAGGCUGAUUAAUGAGACCCGGAUUGUCAUCGUGCCUUCCAUCAACCCAGAUGGACGAGAGCAGGCUGUUGAGAAGCAGUGCACCUCCAUCCAGGGCUUGACCAAUGCUCAUGGCAAGGAUCUGGACACAGAUUUCUUUGGUAAUGCGUCGCAGCGUGUGGUGGAGGCCCAACCAGAGACCAGAGCCAUGAUGGACUUGAUUCUAGACAAGGCCUACACUCUGUCUGUAGCCCUCGAUGGAGGCUCCCUUGUAGCUACCUACCCUUAUGACAAGCCUGUCCAGUCCGUUGAAAAUGAGGGCACAUUGAAGUACUUGGCAAGUGUUUAUGCCAACAACCACCCUAAGAUGCACCUCGGGGGCACUGGAUGUUCAAAUAAUGAGCAGAUGGGCAACAUCCCAGAUGGAGUUAUGAGGGCAGCAGAGAGACAAAGUCAUAUGGGGAGCAUGAAGGACUUCAGCAUGGACUUUGGCCACUGUCCAGAGAUCACAGUGUAUAGUGGCUGCUGUUUGUUCCCUCCUGCUGAGCAGCUGACCCCACUCUGGGCUGAGAACAAGAAGGCUCUCCUAAGCAUGUUGGUGGAGGUCCAUAAAGGUGUGCGUGGCGUGGUGAGAGACAAGAGUGGAAAGCCUAUUGUUGGGGCGAUCAUUGUACUGAAUGGGGGAGUGAGGGUCUUUACUUCAGAGGGCGGCUACUUUCAUGCACUGCUGGCUCCUGGCAACCACAACAUUGAAGCUGUUGCUGAUGGCUACCAACAACAACGUCAAGAGGUGGUGGUGUCUUCCUAUGAAGCGGCUGUGUCUAUCAUCAUUGAGUUUGACAUGGACAACAGCAUCUUUGGCCUGCCCAGAGAGUUUGUGGUGGCCAGUGCAGCAGCCUCCAUGACAGCAUUGGUGGUGACGGCGUGCAUCAUCUGGUGUGUGUGUGCAGCCAAGUCUAAUCGUCAAAAAGAUGGCUUCCACCGCCUGCGACAGCACAGAGACGAUUAUGACGAUGAGAUCCGGCUGACCUCCAUGGGCUCCAAGAAGUCGCUGCUUGCUCACGAGUUUCAGGACGAGAGUGAAAGCGAUGAGGAGACACUGUAUGCCAACAAAAUCUGAGAACCAUUGCCCCAAUUUGGCUGCUGGCUCAGUAUUUUAUUUUGAUCCCCCCCCCUUAAAUUUAACCCACAAGGAACAUGUUGAGCUCUAGAACUCUGUCUCAUUAUGAUCGAGAUAUGAGUGAUAAAGACGCUUUCUUCUGUUAUACCAACAAGCUCUAAGGACUCACUCCCAGUCACUCAGUUAUUAGUGCUACUAAAUUAUUACUUUAAGAGCAUCCUGCUGGUGUCUGGACUGAAGGGCUCGCUCCAUCUCUACCUGACCGGAUCAGGAGAAAAUGACAAAGAAGGUGAUACAUGAGGGAAGGUUUGGUCCACGGUGGCCCUCAUCCGUCCUUUAUAGCAGGUUUUGAGUUCUGCAGCUUUUUCUUUUUCGAGCCACGCAAGAGUGCUCUUUCAGACCACUGCCUGUCCUGCCUGGCUGAGGGGUUCCAGUCGAUAAAUCAAAAUAAACUCUUGUUUAAUGGAUGUGUGAAGAACUCUGGAUGGAAGUGCUUAAUCUUACAUAGUCUCCCCGCUUAUAUCAUGCAUUUCUUUCUAUACCGCUUUGAGCUAAGGAAUUAGAAAUGUCUUUUAUUCAAGACAGCAUUGCCACAUUGAAGUGUCUCAGCCUUUGGGAGACUGAAUCCAACACUGUGCCUUGUCUUCUGUAAAGUUUACAGUCUAGUCGGGCUGUAGUAUGUGACAGGAAGCAGCAACAUAGUGAAUAGAUAGUAUUCGAUCCAUCCUAUACUCAGGUGGUAGGGAAAGAGAGAAAUCCUAAAUAAAGGACUGCUGAAUUCCAACGGUGCACUGUUUCUGCAUAGGUGACUCGAGGCUGGCCAGCCUGGUUUCAGUAGUUUUUGUAUUUUUCCAGUGAGGCAAUGUUGUGGCUAGAAUCAUAAGAGCGAGCUUCUCAAAAGCUUUAAAGCAUCAGGGAGAAUCUGUUACCAAUGAAAUGCUUGAAUGAUACCCUUCCCAGUAAGUGCAGGGUGCUCUAAUGUGUAUGUCUGCAGGCCACUUGCACUAAAUGGAAAGCAAGGAUUGUCCCAUAUCAUUGGCCGAGCAAAUAAACAAAUUAUAAAUAUACAAUCAUAAAAAAAGAAUGUAUUUGUUUUCCAUUUUGUUUUAACUAUAGGUUGUAAGUCAAUUUCAAACUUGUCUGUACAUGGAAAGUUGAGUCUUUUUCCCCUAUUUUUGGAUGAUGUUAUCAAUUCUGUUUUCAUUUGAAUGUGUUAGUGUUUAUUCCUCCACUAAACAAUACUUUGGAGUGCAAAAGUCAUAAUAGGUUUGUCCGUCCAUUAAUUAUCACUGUCUGCGAAUCAACGUCAGAGCCACCCAUACCACACGAUUUUAAAGGUCCAGUGCAAAGAAAAUUCACACUUAUUGUAAAACAAAGGGCAUAGAUCAUCAUCCAUUCGACUGUGAGAUGUGGUUGAAAGCUGCAAAAAUGAGUUGAGACUUUUGUCACACAACAGUUUAAAGCUACUCCGUACCAUAAGUACCAUUGUUAUGAGAGGUGAGAAGAAGAGGCUACUGACAGAUCGCCUUAUUGGCAUCAAAGUACAUCGUAAGCUGGUGCCAAAUAAUGCAGUAAUUUACCAUUUCUUUCAUAUAUUAAAAAAAGCUCAGUCAUUGGAUGACAACAUUUGAGUGGGGUUCAUGGCAAAUCUAUAAGCAGGUUGGACGAGUGGAGAGUUAUGAAGACGAAAAAGCGAGACCUCUGUGUUGACAAUCCUGUGCUAAAAUGUCCAACGUGGCAUAGCAUUUAACUUAAAGCAUCUUCUAGCGAAUCAGGUGAAAUGCCAAAAAACAAACUUGUGGUUUUCUUUACAUUUGAUGCACUGGGUCAUUAAAAUCAGGUGGCUCUUAUUUUGGGAAUGCCAUGCAACACUUUUUUUUAAGGGAUACACACUUAUUCACUAAAUAAUCUGUUUUGAUUUCCAGUUACUUUGAGAAGAGAUUAAUUUCAUCUUUUAACAAAUGCAGCUGUCAGUAAAUUUAAACCUGAUCUGUAUAGAGAGACAGUUUUGUAUAUUUUUCUUUCUUAUACUGUGUGAAUGCGUGUGUAUGAAUUUUGAAGUCAGGGCCAGUGUUGGUGUGAAGUUUUUAUAUAAACUAGAAUCAGCUGUAAAUAAUGUUUGCCAAUUGUAAAUGGGAAAAUAAAUUCAAUUUAUGUUAACCAUGAAUCUACACACACCACAUUUAAUAAAAAACCUCUGAUCAUGACAUGCUAAGAUGCACAAAAACUCAUGAAGCACAAUGAAAAUAAAACCUCUCACGUCUCUCUUG